Merops nubicus (carmine bee-eater) is the source of this 543-nucleotide messenger RNA. RefSeq names its product chromosome unknown open reading frame, human C3orf14 (gene CEP15). Lineage: Eukaryota; Metazoa; Chordata; Aves; Coraciiformes; Meropidae. The record is from RefSeq and is a predicted model, not a curated record. The transcript is spliced from 4 exons. Bases 29 to 424 code for a protein of 131 amino acids.
AGUGACAUAACUUCAGCAAACAACUAAAAUGUCAUCCUAUCUGGCUCAGGAGGUUCACCUUGCUAGAAGACACGAGGAGAUACUAUCUCAGAGAUCAGAGCUGCUACAGCAGAUGGAGACUUAUCUAGGAGACAAAAAGACUAAAAAGACAUUGCAAACUGAAGCAGCUGAUGCAGCUCAUAGAAGGAAUGCAGCACUUUUAAAUGCUAUAGAAUCAGCAGAAAAAAAGCUGCAAGAAAGAAUGUGUUUACUUCCACAUCCCGAUACUGUUAAGUUAGAAACUCUCUAUUGGGCAUCAGUAAAAGAAUCUCUUCCCAAGUGGGAGCAGUUUCUUUUGGGAAGAGCAGAAGUUCCUAUUGGUUUUAAGAGAAUGAAAACUACAAAACAGAACAUAAGCUACCCAGAAGAAGAUUUACAAAAAUAAACACUCUACCUUCAUUUUGUUUUGUAAUUUGUAGCUUAAGCAGACAAGAUCAUCCAGAUCAGGCAACAGAAUAUCAUGCUAUUAAAUUGUAAUGUAAAUCCUUUGAAUGAAAAUGAACU